CGUAAGGACGGUCGACUUCGGCGGGGCCCAGGUGAGAAAGGCCCACCUGUGUCCUGUUUGAAGGUCUUCAGGGUUCUUUGGGGCCCGAGGUGAAGCGACUUCCAGUCAUUUGGAAAGGAUGGGAUGAAAAGGAACCUUGGUGAUAAUUUUGAUGUCUGCAAGAUUUAGUACCAGUGUAAUGGGAUUAUCGGUAACACCUUCACUGCAGAAAAAGCCACCUGGUGCUAUAACUGGCAGCAACUGAGAACUAAUCCUUUCCCAUCUCUUGGAUGUCAUUCAUGAAGCUCAAAGCUAUUUCUACCCUGCUAACUGUGAUUAAUUUUAUAAACAACAACAACAACAAAAAAUCAGGGGUCAUUCUUAUUUGAUUAGAGAUGGUUAUUUUCUUUGGAAAGUCUCGAAUAAACUCAUCUGAAGUAAAUUCAACAUAAAACAUAAGAUCUUCUCAAUGGCCAAUGGUGGCAGAGUCUACAUAGAACUAUGCUUCGUGGUGUUCUGGGGAAAACCUUUCGACUUGUUGGCUAUACUAUUCAGUAUGGCUGUAUAGCUCAUUGUGCUUUUGAAUACGUUGGUGGUGUUGUCAUGUGUUCUGGACCAUCAAUGGAGCCUACAAUUCAAAAUUCAGAUAUUGUCUUUGCAGAAAAUCUUAGUCGACAUUUUUAUGGUAUCCAAAGAGGUGACAUUGUGAUUGCAAAAAGCCCAAGUGAUCCAAAAUCAAAUAUUUGUAAAAGAGUAAUUGGUUUGGAAGGAGACAAAAUCCUCACCACUAGUCCAUCAGAUUUCUUUAAAAGCCAUAGUUAUGUGCCAAUGGGUCAUGUUUGGUUAGAAGGUGAUAAUCUACAGAAUUCUACAGAUUCCAGAUACUAUGGACCUAUUCCAUAUGGACUAAUAAGAGGACGAAUCUUCUUUAAGAUUUGGCCUCUGAGUGAUUUUGGAUUUUUACGUGCCAGCCCUAAUGGCCACAGAUUUUCUGAUGAUUAGUAAUCAUUUAUUCUUUUGACUUGAUUAUUGUCUCCUUUUCAUGUGAAUUUAUUACUCCCGUUGAAACCAUGUACUAAUAAACUAUUUGCUAUUCA
Molecule: messenger RNA, 1076 nt
Organism: Cercocebus atys (sooty mangabey)
Lineage: Eukaryota; Metazoa; Chordata; Mammalia; Primates; Cercopithecidae
Gene: IMMP1L
Product: IMP1 inner mitochondrial membrane peptidase-like (S. cerevisiae)
Exons: 8
Coding region: 481-981 (166 amino acids)
Cellular component (GO): mitochondrial inner membrane peptidase complex; membrane
Molecular function (GO): serine-type endopeptidase activity
Source: RefSeq, a predicted model, not a curated record